AUGGCCGACACGGAGUUCGAGGAGCUCCGGCAGAACCUGGACGCGCUGCCCACGUUCCGGAAGGCUCCGGCCCCGUUCUACUCGCUGGUGGCCGACGUAGAUCUGGACGAGGACACACCAUCGUCUAAGAGCGACGCAUCGUCGGAUCACGAAGAAGAUGGCCCAUUGUCGGUCAGCGACGGUACGAGUGCCGAGUCAGUGCUCAAGGGAACACCCAGCAAGACGCAGCAGAUCAUUCAAACCAUCAGCACGAUCAGCAGUGGCAGCAGUAGCACGGCUGAGGACGACGAGAUUGGCGAUGGAUUGCGGACUGUGACGCUUGGUCCGGCGCGGCAGUCCUCGAUCGGGCACGGUGUAGUCCCUGAGGACGAGCUGCUGGUCGUGUCGGCUGGUUCUGGGCCGGAAAGUUUGCUCCAACUGCAAUUGACUCAGCUUGAAGCGGCGAAAGCUACCAUUCCGGGAGCAGGAGGUCCACCUGAGCAUGUGGAGGUGCCAGUUGUCGAGGCGCUAGGUCAUGCUGCUCCGGUUGCAUGUUCGGGAGCGGCACUGGCACGAACGAGCUCGUUGCCGUGGAUCCCUGGGCAGGUGGAAAGACGAAGGCGCAAACUGCCGGAGAUUCCGAAAAAUCGUAAAUCUUCCGUGCUGCAGGUCCUAGCCGGCCAGACGUCCCUGGCGGACGAGCUGAACGCAAGCCACCGGAGGCCACCGAGUCACUAUCCUCAUGCACCUCAGCAGCACCCGCACACCGGUGCCACCAGCGCCACCUUCUUCAAGCAGAGCUCUCUGCUCGCCCUCAAGUGCAGCUAUCUGCUGGACGAGGACUCGAGCCCGGAUUCCGAGCGGUUGCAAAGUCUCGGCGACGUCGACAGUGGCCACAGUACGGCCCAUUCACCGAACGACUACAAGAGCAUGUCCCCGCCGCCACCACCGUUGCAGGCCGCCUCACCGGUCACGUCACCCUUCCCACCACCGUACGGGGGUGUGCCCUUUAGCCAGCUGGAGAUGCUGGAGGCCACACACCGGGCUCUGCACAAGUUUGUGCCGCGGCAUCACGAUGAGAUCGAGCUCGAGAUCGGUGAUCCGGUGUACGUGCAGAAGGAGGCCGAAGAUCUGUGGUGUGAGGGUGUCAACCUGCGCACAGGUCGGCAGGGUAUCUUCCCGUCAGCGUACGUCGUCGAUCUGGACUAUAAUGACUUCGAUCCGACGUCGGUUGAGAUGAAGCGAGAGCGCUAUUUGCUUGGGUACCUCGGUUCGGUGGAGACGAUGGCUCACAAGGGUACGGGUGUGGUGUGCCAGGCCGUGCGGAAGAUCGUCGGCACUGGAUCUGAGUCACCGAAGGCUCAACCUUGCAUACUUGAGAUCUCGGAUCAAGGACUGCGCAUGGUCGACCGAUCACGGAACAAAAAGUCGAAGGGCCCUUGCAUAGACUACUUCUACUCGCUGAAGAACGUCUCGUUUUGUGCGUUCCACCCGCGGGAUCACCGCUAUAUCGGCUUCAUCACGAAGCACCCGACGGUGCAGCGGUUCGCGUGUCACGUGUUCCAAGGGACGGAAUCCACCAGGCCAGUGGCGGAAGCCGUCGGACGAGCGUUCCAGCGGUUCUACCAGAAGUUCAUAGAAACGGCAUAUCCGAUAGAAGACAUCUACAUAGACUAAAGGGCGCGUGGUGCGUCCCAUGAAUAAUUCCGACGCUGUAUGGGCGCUGUACACUCACCCACAGACACGAUAUAUCACACAAAAAUGAGUAUAUCCACGGGCACGGAACAGUCUGUCACGCACCGCACCGGGGUCUGAUGCACGUUCGGUAGCGAUCCUGAGAAUUUGUGUUCAGUUCCAAACGAUGUCCUGCGUGUUUCGUUUGUGGCACAGCGUCACCUAGGGGUGGGGUUUCGUUUUAAAUUCUGUACAGUUACUAGCACCAGUACCGUAGGACGUUAUUUUUUAGGACAUUUCGCACCGGCGUUAGAGACUUCUUCUAAACGCUCGUCGAGCUACGAACGCAACCAAAGACGAAUAAAUGUUAGAGACACGGCCCUAGGCACCCGCGGCUACGGCUUCGUUAGUAGUUUGUGUUGUUCUGUUUCUGUCUUUAGCUAAAAUCAAAUGGAAAUCAACAGAGAAGAAACAAAUAUGGUGCUUUUCGGCGGAAAAUGCUACACGGUUUUCGUGUUGCAUUUCAAGUUCUUUCUUGAUUCGUGUCAGCAUUUUUCUUUUGCGAUUGGAUAUUUACGACACGCUGUGGUAGGGUUAAAACGGGAAGGCAAAAUUAAGCAUAACACUAAAGUAAACCUAAAACAAAAGAAAGCAUAUACAACAAACUCCUUCACGCACCCGGACCGAGGUGGAGACACUGACUCGCGCGCUUUCUGAUGGCUUUGUACAUUUUGUAACAAUUUUUUGGAGGAUGCAGCAACGUUUCGCUUUUUUGCAAACGAAUAGUAACGGGGCCGCGUAGAGAGCACAACGGUAGCAGCUAGAGUAGCGACUAGACAAAAACAAAAUGACGGGGAUCGAUUUUUCUGUGCGAUGCUCAAGGGAUGUUUUCGUUUUUUCGUUGGUUCUUGUUUGAAUCCGGGGCAUCCGACUAUGGACUAGCGCGAUAAUACGCUUGUGAUUGGGAUACUCAUGAAAGCAGCAAUAUCUCGUACGUAGGAAAGGAAGCACUAGUUUUGGUUUCUUGUAGAUGUAGGGAGCGAUCAAUCGGAUUGAUCGACAUCCCAUUGGAGGCAUUUUGCAUCGAUUGGGCAAUCCUUCAUAUCGGGCGAAUGGAGCUCCAUUCCCACAUGCUUCCAGUGAUGUACCGCUCUCGAAGGCCACCCAGGCUAAUGAUAUUCGAAGAACCGAGUUCUCCUGGAGCUCUGGGCUUACACCUUCAAACGGGUUUGAUCGCAAUUGUGUUCCACCGUAGAAAAACGGUGAAAAAAAGAAAGGCAAACAAACGUUAGUAGCUUUUCCCAACUUCAGACAUAAACACACUAAAGAUAAGAAAAAAGAAAACUUUUCCGCUAAACUACGCGACAUCACUCUUUCUCUUCUCUAUGCUCUAUGCUCGUUGACCAUUUUCGUUUUCGCCUGUACAUAUGGUAGAUAAAAGAAAGGCUGUCGGGAAGAGGGUAAGAAAGCAGAUCAAACAGCAACUAUACGCGUGAUGGGAUUAAAUGAUGGAAGAAUCUAUAUUUAUAGCACUGAGAAAAGAGAAACAAAAACUAAACCAGCUUGCAUGAAAGGGAUAAAGAGCCCGCGAGGAAGGAUGGCUUUCAAAGUAGAAAAGAACGUACACAGAGAAAGGAGUUGUAGAGCCGCUUUUCUUCUUGAAUCUCAUUCAAUACAUAAAACCCGUACUACUCCGCUGAGGGCGCAGUUUUUUCAAGCCCUGGCGUAAACGUUAAUAAACCAAAAGUAACAACCUCUCUCACCCUUCGAAAGGGAUAAAUGCUGAACAAAGGCUGCGCUUUAUCGUUCGUUUACUUUCGUGUACUCUACUGAUUCCAACACCCAAAAAAAACGUAAGAUCACGCAUCAACCCGUGGCACGCAGAUCGGCUUUUGAUUUUGAUCCUUUCGAUCGCUCGGUGAUCCUUGUCCGCUGCGAGCCAGUGAGCGAUGGUGAAAGAAAGAAAAAUAGAAAGGCUAGCACUGAUCCUUUUUCCAGCAGGCACCAGAACACACAAUACAUUUGCUAGUUAAAUCGAUCAUUAUUACAUCUGCUACACUAAAUAAUGUUCUUCAGUGACACGUAGUUGGGCCACCAUCGUGAAUUUAUGGCCACGGUGGGAAAACAAUAAAAACAAAACUAUACAACAAAAAAAAACGCAAAAUCACAAGCAAACAUAACAAAAAAACAUGGUGAAACAAACUAACACUCGUUGUCGUUCUACUAUACUCAUUCGGGUCGGAAGGCUAAUGACAAAAAUUGUACCAAGAAAAAAAAAAAAGAAACGUGAAGCUAAACACACAGAUUGGAUUGCGAAGCAUUUACACGAAUAUAA
Molecule: messenger RNA, 3988 nt
Organism: Anopheles nili
Lineage: Eukaryota; Metazoa; Arthropoda; Insecta; Diptera; Culicidae
Gene: Aplip1
Product: JNK-interacting protein 1
Exons: 5
Coding region: 1-1656 (551 amino acids)
Biological process (GO): regulation of JNK cascade
Cellular component (GO): cytoplasm
Molecular function (GO): protein binding
Source: RefSeq, a predicted model, not a curated record